AUGUCGUCGGGCGGCACCCUCACUGCCACCGUCGUGCCCGCGACACCAACACCUCCUGUCCGGCGCAAGGUCGUGACCGAGAAUUGGGACGAUGACUUCGAGUUCUCUCUCCCAGUCAAGCCCAAACGAUCCCCCGCUCCUGGCCCCGCGCUCAAGGGGCUGGCGCUGGCCAGCUGCUCGCGCGACAAUGGCUUCCCUCGCCCCCUCGACAGUUCCGAUAGUCUCGAUGAGGACUGGGACGACCCAGGACCAUCACGGAGCGCGACGGGGUUCGCGUCGACAUCAUCAUCGGCAUUCCCCUCACGCCCAAACUCACACAAGCGUCCCGCUGCACUACUCCAGCUCCCGCGCUCCUCACCCUCCCAGUCCCCGACAUUGCCCUCGGCACCAGCGCGACGCAUGCCACUCACAUUAAACUCGAGCUCGUCUAGCAAUCUCCGCGCCGACCUUUCCGCGUCGCCCGCCCGUACACUCAGCAAGCGGUCGUCCACAUCGUUUACCAAGAGCGACAGCGGCGACUUGAGUUUGCAUGGCGCGUCGCCGGCACACAAGAGCUCACCCAACCUCGCUGACUCUCACCGAGGAACAGGUCGGCUGCGGCGCACCUCCAUGCUUCCGUUGCGACCACAAAGUCCCACCAAGGGUGUGCUCAAGUCUCCUGCAAAGUCACUAGCCAAAGAGCUGCACACUUCGCCCUCAUCGGAGCAACUCAAGAAGCCAAAAUUCUGGAAACGCCUGUCCGGCGCCGCAACCAGCACAAGCACCAACAUCGACGUGACGCUGGACGAUGCGCCACCAGUCCCGCCCUUGCCCCCAAACAUGCGAACGCCCAGCGUGGGGUCAUCGUCCGCGAUUUCAGCCAUGUCCUCUUCGCCGUCCUCCACCUCCAAGUCGCCAGUACAUCGACUAACCGCCAUGCUCCGGCGCUCCUCGAGCAAUCUGUCUGCCGCGCUCAAACACAGUACCCCUUCGCCGCCCCCAUUGCCCCAUCCUCCUCACCCGUACGCCCUCCGCACCGGACAGGAGAGCUCUACGUCUGUGUACGCAUCACGCAGUACUAGGGAGAGCUCGCCAGCUGUCUACGCGCUCCGUCAAGCGCAAGAGAGUUCGCCAUCGAUGCACGCAAUGCGUCACGCGCACGAGGGUCCAUCGCCCAUGUACGCGAUGCGCGCCGCACAGGAAAGCUCAGCAUCCAUGUACGCGAUGCGCCACGCGCAAGAGAGCUCAGCAUCAAUAUACGCUAUGCGCAAUGGCCACGGGAGCGUUGCGUCUGUUGUCUCACCCAUGGGCGCGUCCACCUCGUCAGUCAAUGUGACUAUGGGUGCGGCCCCGAGCAAGGUAUUCGGCGGCGGCCUGCAUCACUCGGCGUCACGACAGAGUCUCGUACCAAGUACGGCAUCGGCAAGCGGAGCGACCACACCCCGACGUCCUAGCCCGAUUAAAGUUGCCCAGAGUGACGUGCCGGCUCCAAGGACAUUCUCGCCCGGUUUCCACCUGCCAAACACUGCGGCCGGGUCACCAUACCGCGUAAUGGCCCAACAACUCAGCCCUGUAGCUUCCACCUCGCGGAGUGGCCCGACUGGCAGCGACACGGAGACGGAGGAGAAUGGGUCUACCACGCCCAGACGGAGGCGGCGCGUCCGUCCGGUUUCGGUGCAGCCGCCCCCGCGCGAAAUAUCCAACGCACGGUUCAGAGAGGUGAACGCCAGCGUCCCAGUGUUGGGGACUGAUCAGCACCAACGCCCCGAGCCAGUGAGAAUCCCUUCUUCGUCGAUCUUGUCGCAAUCUGUUGUCCCCCACACCGACCCCACUUCACCUGCAACUUCUUUGUCGCAAACUAGUAUGAGCAGCAACGGAUUUGGGCACACGACACUCAAGCGCAUCACAUCCUUCUCCAAAAAGCAUGGACGACGGCUUUCGGGAGGCUGGAAGUUUGGCUCUACCUCCUCGACGUCGUCAAUAGAGUCGGAGAUCGCCGUCAUACAGCAAGCCCAAGUUGUGCACAGACUCGAACCAGUGGCAGGUUCACCGUCCAAGCUGCCCACGAUGGACAAAGGUGUUCCAAGCGCGCUCUCUGCAAGCUCCGCUAGCUCGAUUGAUAUUGGGAGCCCCACGACUGUGGAGCACCCGCCUGGGGCACCAGUCACAGUGCCACCUGCAGCCCCGGCGCAGGUAGCAGUACCACUCCCAGAGGCCAAGGUAACAUUAUCACCAUCUGCGAAGCCCCAGGCGUCACCCGUAAAGGCGAAGGCAAAGAACGUCGAGGCUGAGGUCUGGGAUGACUGGGACGAGCCGACGACCACGGCGCGGAAGCGCCCGAGGGAGCGUCGAAGGAUGUCAUUUGGUGACUUUGUCAUUCCAGACAGUGUGCUUGCUAAGCAGAAAGAGCUGAAGCGCGGGAUCGGCGCAGUCAAGAAGUUUGCGGGGGGCGUCGAGGCGCUCAAGUCACUCAUUGAGUCUCAUGAUCGAGUGUGCGACUACAUCCUUGCGAACGGGUCACAGUCUGAGACACGACUUUUUGCCGCGCUCGAGGACGAGUAUGCGCAGUGGUGGGAGAUGGCGACAGUACUCAUUGAGGUUGGCUCAACACGCACGGACGGCGCGUCUGCAAGCGCCGUGCCGAAUCCCCGAAGAGUAACGCUGGCAACGGAGGACGCCCGGGUCGCAGGCGAAGCUUUGCGCCAGGUAUCUGGGGCGAGCAUGUCCUCGUUCGCGUCCACAGCGUCGGGCGAGUCGCGGGACGUGUUCCUUGUUACCAGCAAUGGACCACCGCGAGCGUCGCCUCCACCCGAAUUUGGCCGGGCAUCAACAGGCCGUCACGACCUGUCCAAGCGGCAGCUCGAGGUGCUGCGCACGAUGUUGAGGACACCGGUGGACCGCAGCGAGUCGGUUGUGCCGUCUGUCGACCAACGUCAUGCUACUACCAUGACAGCGCGCAGAGCCAAGCACAUGUCGAUGCCUGCUGUCCCGGUCUCCGCCGCCCCUCCCCCUUUGCCAACGCCGCCAAGAACUCUUGUUGCACCCCGUGGCGCGCAUGGGACACCCUCACCUGAGGGGACAUACAUAUUCCCUUCGCCUGGGUACCCGUCACCGAACACGGCUGCGGUGUUGGCCCAGCCAAAGAAGACCGGCUUGGCGGGUCUCCGCGAGUUCCUUCGCGGCCUCAAGAAAUCCAACACCCCGAGCACUGGUACACCCACUAAAGCGCCGAGAGGCAAGCCGCCGCGCAGGAGACCUGCGCCCAUCAACCUCCUGGCCGCUGAGAAGUAUACGUCCCCGCCAGCAUCACCGCCGAUCACCAGCGGCCCGAGUGACGAGUUCCACACGCAGCGGAGCGCGGCAUCUGGUGGGCUUAGCCCUCGCAAGGAGUUUACCACCACGCCGAAGCGCCGCCGACCAAGCUUGCGCAACAUGUUCCGCCCAGGCUCGGGCAACUGGUCGGACUUGGUGCGCGCGACGCCGCCCACUUCGCCAUUCGUCGGCGAGAACGGCUCGCAGCCGAGCUUGCGCGACAGCGCCCCGCCGACACCGGCACGGCUCUCGCCCGAGAACGGCAGGCCCACACAUGCCUUGCAACGCCCACCGAGCAUUCCGGCGCUGACGAGACUCAAGUCGAACAGCAAGCCGUACGGUGUCGGCGUCAACGUCGACGACGGCUCGACGCGACGAAGGGGCAGCGUGCAGAACGGCGGCACGGUGUUCCCCGCGCAGCCUUCCACGCCGACACUGGGCGAUGCGGCCGUCGUGCCUUCUCCCCCGCCUGCUGACUCGGACGCGACGCUGCGUCUUAAGAAUCGCGUGCGCGGCCUCGGACAUCCGUCCGAGUGCUCGCCGUCGCGCGCGACGUCGUCGCCUGCGCGGGCGAGCGAAAUGCUCCCGCCCGUGGGCGACGAGACACCACGCUGCCGCUCAGACCACGGGCCGCGCGGGCCCGACGUCAUCGCGCUCACGCCGGAAAACCUCCCUGUCCUCCUAGACUAUGUGCAGCAGUGUGAGCGCAGGCUCGACGAGUGGCGUCGCCGCGCGGACCGGCUCGGUGUCAACGGUUGA
This is a messenger RNA of Cutaneotrichosporon oleaginosum, 4050 nucleotides long. RefSeq lists its product as uncharacterized. The record is from RefSeq and is a predicted model, not a curated record. Lineage: Eukaryota; Fungi; Basidiomycota; Tremellomycetes; Trichosporonales; Trichosporonaceae.